AUGGGCGACGUAAGCAUCGUGUACCGGCGCAUGAUCCGGCCGGAGCCGGAACCAACCACCUCGCCGCCGGAGACCAUCCACCUCACGCCAUGGGACCUGCGGAUGAUCACCGUGGAUCACAUCCAGAAGGGACUUCUUCUGCCCAAGCCUGGCACCGCCGUCGUCGAACACCUUGCGUCAUCUUUCGGGCGUGCUCUGGGACGCUUCUACCCCUUCGCCGGCCGCCUCGUUGCCACGCCGGGCCGCAACGACGACGACGGAGGAUCACCUAAGAUCAGCCGCGUCGUUUCCCUCCGCUGCAGCGGCGAGGGCGCCGAGUUCGUGCACGCCGUGGCACCCAGCAUCACCGUCGCAGACCUCACCGCCGCGCUCUGCGUUCCGCGGGUUGUCUGGUCCUUCUUCCCGCUCGACGGGAUGCUCGGCGUGGACACCAUAGCCGACUCCCGCCCGGUCAUGGCCGCUCAGGUCACCGAGCUCGCCGACGGCGUAUUCGUCGCCCUGUCGCUAAACCACGGAGUUGCCGACGGGACAGCCUUCUGGCGCAGAUCAGCCUUCUGGUCGGAGAUCAGCCGCCGCAGCGUCGACGGCGACGGUGGCUUCGAGGUCUCCUCGCCUUUGCUGGCGCACCGGAGGUGGUUCCUUCCAUGUCCAGUUCGUUUUAGACGAAUCAAUAUCAAGACCAGCAAGGGAAUCGCAAAUUCCAUGCGACUAGACUAG
Messenger RNA from Lolium rigidum, 717 nucleotides. RefSeq lists its product as uncharacterized. The record is from RefSeq and is a predicted model, not a curated record. The coding region runs from base 1 to 717 and encodes 238 amino acids. Lineage: Eukaryota; Viridiplantae; Streptophyta; Magnoliopsida; Poales; Poaceae. The transcript has a single exon.